Messenger RNA from Fusarium verticillioides 7600, 838 nucleotides. RefSeq lists its product as hypothetical. The transcript is spliced from 2 exons. The coding region runs from base 1 to 246 and encodes 81 amino acids. NCBI's taxonomy places the organism in Eukaryota, Fungi, Ascomycota, Sordariomycetes, Hypocreales, Nectriaceae. The record is from RefSeq and is a predicted model, not a curated record.
AUGAUAAACGCGCUCUUCCCAUUUACCUCAGGAAUAUGGUUGAUCCUGUCAUUUAAUGCUGUCGCAAACAGCCGCUUUUUUUCUUCGUACACGCAGUACUGCUUCUUUCAUAUCCUUACUGAACUCCCUGAUUCCCACACAAUUUUCCAAGGAUCCAAGAAAGCUACACAGCUCCAAGCUCAAGCAGUGCCGCAUGAUGUAUCGUACCGUUACGUUACACGAUACUCCCAAGUGGCGGCGAGAUAACAAGUACAUCCUCACCGGCUAUCGUCUAGAAGCAGACUAUCUACAAGCCGUUAAAAGCCUUACUUUCUUGCAUAAUGAGACCUGCAACAUAUAUACCCAUUUAGUCAGCGCUAUACUUCUGCCCUUCUUAGCAACCUCUAUUCUCCGAACUAUCUAUAUGAGAACUGAUUUUACUAUGUUUAGUAUCUUCUUCUGUUCUGCUGAGAGCUGCCUGAUUUUCAGCACUAUGUACCAUCUUAUUGGAAGUCACUUCUGGCACCAAAUGGAUUUACUAGGGAUUAUUCUUAUUACUAUUGGCACCUUUAUCCCUGGGAUCUAUUAUAUCUUUAACUGCAAUCCAAUUCUACAGAAGAUUCAUUGGACUAUUGUUAUAUUUUGGGGAUCUAUUCUAGUAUCUCUUGUCUCUAUACCUAAGUUUGGGACAUUGCAGUGGCGUAAUAUCAGAGUUACUGCCUAUAUAGCAUUUGGUGCAUCUGCUUUUAUCCCUUUACUACAUGGUAUGCAGAUCUAUGGGUUAGAUUAUAUGCUUAAAUAUUCGGGUUUGAAAUGGUAUCUUAUUGAACUCCUUCUAUAUGGAGUUGGCUGCGCCCUU